AUUCAAGUGUUUCGUCGCUGAUGUCUCAAUUGUUACGGUUGGCUGCUUUGACGUCACCAAUGAAAUUGCCCUGCAUUGUUUUGUUUACAGUCGCCUGAAUUUCGGCCGGUUCGAUAUCAACAAGCGUAAUUUACUUAAUGUCAGUUUACAAAACGCAUUAUCACAGACAGCUCCCUUGCUGUUAAACUAGUUUAUUCCUGUCAUUUUUUUUAAACUCAGAAGUGUCACCCGCCCAACAAGGUUUAAGCCAAAAUGAUGCGGAACGGUUUCAAGAUUGGCAUGCUUCCCAUGCGAAAUGCAAGUGGGCGGCACAUGGGCGAGCCCAAAUGCCAGAAGUGUCUGCAAAAGGGUCAUUGGACGUACGAGUGCCAAAACAAACGAAAAAUCCUUGAGCGACCAACAAGGACGGCCCAGCUGAAUAAAAGAUUGAAGAAUCCUAAUCAAAUCAGCAAUACAGAGCAGUUGACAGUGAGCACGCCAGUUGAAACUGAAAAGAAAGAUUCUUCGUCUUCUUCAGAUUCUGACUCGAGCGACAAAGAAUCCAAUUCAUCAACAUCGUCAGACUCUUCACUAAGCUCAGACUCCUCCGACUCAAGCUUAAGCUCAGACUCAUCAUUAUCAUCUUCUUCAGAGCGGAAAAAAAGCAAGAAGAAAGACAGAUCGGAGCUGUCAAAAAGUGAUCACAAGCAUAAAAGAAGUCGAUCACCUGCACGGAGACAAGCGCGUUCUAUAGAGCGACAGCCAGAGAGGGAGAUGAGGUCUUCAACUGAUAAAGGAGAACGAAGAAACCGUUUGCGAAAUGUGAGCUUGGAUCUCCCCGAAGAAUCAGAGGAGGAAAGUUCUACCCGCAUGAGAAGUGUUAUUUCGGUGCCCCAGGCUCAGAGCCAUAAUAAGCAAAAGAGGAAUAGGAGCAGCAGUUCGUCAUCAUCUGAAUCUGAUUAACUCUGUGUGACCUAUGUUCAAGCUCGUUAUUGAUAAGGAGUUUCAAGUAUGACAUCAAAGAAGAUUUACUAAAUUUUGAUUACAAAUUUGCAUCUUUUUUCAAUAAAUUUUAAGAGUAGCAAACACGA
This is a messenger RNA of Neocloeon triangulifer, 1070 nucleotides long. Its product is annotated as zinc finger CCHC domain-containing protein 10-like. The record is from RefSeq and is a predicted model, not a curated record. Bases 253 to 942 code for a protein of 229 amino acids. Gene Ontology annotation, molecular function: zinc ion binding; nucleic acid binding. The transcript has 3 exons. NCBI's taxonomy places the organism in Eukaryota, Metazoa, Arthropoda, Insecta, Ephemeroptera, Baetidae.